Helobdella robusta is the source of this 381-nucleotide messenger RNA. RefSeq lists its product as hypothetical. Gene Ontology annotation, biological process: chemical synaptic transmission; calcium ion import across plasma membrane. The record is from RefSeq and is a predicted model, not a curated record. Gene Ontology annotation, cellular component: voltage-gated calcium channel complex. Lineage: Eukaryota; Metazoa; Annelida; Clitellata; Rhynchobdellida; Glossiphoniidae. Bases 1 to 381 code for a protein of 126 amino acids. The transcript is spliced from 3 exons. Gene Ontology annotation, molecular function: high voltage-gated calcium channel activity.
AUGCUCAACUUGUUCGUGGCUGUCAUCAUGGACAACUUCGACUACCUGACACGUGACUCGUCCAUCCUGGGACCUCACCACCUGGACGAAUACAUCAGAGUCUGGUCCAACUAUGACCCCGGCGCCGUCGGCAGAAUUCAUUACACAGACAUGUACGACAUGCUGAGGAACAUGGAGCCCCCAGUUGGUUUCGGCAACAAGUGUCCGUACAGGCUGGCCUACAGAAAACUCAUCCGGAUGAACAUGCCUGUUGCUGACGACGGCACUGUCCACUUCACGACCACGUUGUUCGCUCUCAUCAGGGAAUCCCUCGGAAUCAGGAUGGGACCUGGUAUGAAAUAUCUCGACGAAACAUUUCAUCGUUUUUUUACGCAAAAAUAA